Molecule: messenger RNA, 1647 nt
Organism: Angiostrongylus costaricensis
Lineage: Eukaryota; Metazoa; Nematoda; Chromadorea; Rhabditida; Metastrongylidae
Source: the annotation of a GenBank genome assembly
AUGAAGCCGCCACUCAGCGCUCUUUAUAAGGCUCAUACACUGAUCUACAGUCCGGAGGUGGCAAUGAGGAAACAGGCUUCGGGCAUUAAAAACAUAUCACUACUGAAGGAGCAACAUUUGAGAAAACUGUUUUCGGUGAACGAUGAAGAAUACGCUCAUCGCGCUGAAAAGAAAAAGGAGAAGAAAUUGUUGGCGAAGCGAAACAACGACGAGAUUCGUAGACUGGAACAGGAGAGGAAAGAGAAUGAGAGAGAAAAGCGUAGACUAAAAAGAGACGGAGAGAAAAAACGUAAAGAGGAGCUCGAACAUCAGAAACGGCAGGAGAUGCAGAAAAAGGAAAUGAAAGUCCAGAAAGAAGUUGCUAAGAAGCAGGAGUUAGAGAGCAAAGCUGCUGAGAAGGCUAAAAAAGAACAAGAAGUUGUCAAUAAAGAGAAAGAGAAUACGAUAAAUGCUGAGAAGUUGAAUGAAAGCGAGCAAGGUGUCACGAAGGAAAGGCCAUCACAAACAGAUAAGCGAACUGCUCCAUUCUCGAGCUCUGAAGAAGAGGUGGAGAAAAAGAGGAAGAAGAAGGAAACGAAACCAAGUGAUAUAAAAGACACGUCCACGAAAGUCGCUGACGUCACAGCUUCCAAAACGACUACAAAUGAGGAUGUAUAUGAAGACGGCAAGCACGCGAAAAAGAAGGGAGGUAAGAAAAAGAAGACGAGUGAGAGCGAUUCUGGAUUUCACAAUGAUGAUCGUGAGACAGUUGUGACCAAUGAUGUACCACACGUAGACGUCCAGAACAUCCACAAACCACAUGAAAAACCCAGGGAGGUGAUUCAGGUCCAAGAAGAGACAGAAACUAAAAUGGACGAAAAUGAAUCUAUGGAGUUUGCGAAUGGAGACAUGGUUCACGCUAAAGAUCUUACAUGUGUCAGUGAACCUGCUUCGCAUGCAGAAAUGCUAAAUCUUGGUUUAGUGGAUGAAUCUUCGUCCAAAACGAAUGAGCACAUGGAGACGAACGACCAACAUGGAGAACUUGCCGAGGACCAUCUGCCCUCCGUGACUAUUUCGCCGGACUUAGUGAACCCACAGAAGGUUGAUGGAGAAAAAACGCCAUUAUCUAUUCAAGUUGAAGAAAUGCCAGCUCAGAUCAAGGAAAGUGAAAAAACCACAGGUCACACAACUACAUCUACAUCACCAACGCAGUUUGCCCAAAACGUUGAUAAAUUGGUUGCACAUGUAUACACAAAUAUCAUGCAUAGUACUACUGGAGGCGAUCCGACUAUGAAGACAACAGAAGAAGCUCAACUGAAUGUGGUGUCCGAGAAGAAAUCAGGUGCCUCGACCAAUCAUAGAACGCACAUCACUCCACUUCCUAUUGAACAACAUCACUUCUCUAGACCGACGACACCUUCAAGUCGCGACCGUCUAUACAAACUACUUCCUAAGGACAUAAUAUUUUGUUCUGGCUUAAUAGAUUCAUAUGGGGAAGACUACGUAGCCAUGGCUGCAGAUCCAAGGAAUGUUUACAAGGAAAAUGCACGUGGGAUUCAGAGGAAAAUUAGAAUUUUCAAGGAAUCUCCACAUUAUCAGACGUAUCUCCGAGCAAAGAAGGAAAGCAGACCUAUAGAGGAUAUAUUGGCAGAAGAGAAUCAAACCUAA